Archocentrus centrarchus (flier cichlid) is the source of this 6497-nucleotide messenger RNA. RefSeq lists its product as uncharacterized. Gene Ontology annotation, molecular function: DNA-binding transcription factor activity, RNA polymerase II-specific; DNA binding. Lineage: Eukaryota; Metazoa; Chordata; Actinopteri; Cichliformes; Cichlidae. The record is from RefSeq and is a predicted model, not a curated record. Bases 9 to 4472 code for a protein of 1487 amino acids. The transcript has 12 exons. Gene Ontology annotation, cellular component: nucleus. Gene Ontology annotation, biological process: regulation of transcription by RNA polymerase II.
CAGACAGUAUGGCGGACAACGAAAGUGAUUUGGAAACAGACGGGCUUGAAUUAGCUCUGGACACGUUGUGUGCUAAACACUGCAGCGAAGAAUCGUCACUGAAGAGCAAAGAGUACUGCUCUGAGUUCUGUGAGCUUGUUGAGGAGUACACAGGGCAAUGGCAAGUUCCUCUCCCACAGCUGAAGGUGCUGCGGACCGCUCUCUGUAAUUUCACCAAAGCCACUGCUGCCUUCCCAGAUGACUGUCAGCACAUCCAGUAUGUUCUCAGCAGUCUGGCCUUGAGCUUCUUCGAACUGAUGCUGUUUUUCAGCAAGGAAGAAUUUGUGGAAGAGCCUUUAAAAGACAUUCUCGAUUCUUUUCAGGUUUGCCACACUCGCCUCUUGAGGCACAGGAACAUCUACCUUCAGCAUGUGAAACAGAUUAUUAAAACAGGAGGCCCAUGGGAAAAUCCAGUGUUACAGGGAAUCCUAAAGGAGGAAGAUUUGUCACCAAAUGAGGUUGAGGACUACUUGAGCUCAGAAUUGCCAGUGUUCUUGGAGCUGCGAGUACGAUAUCUGCAGGCCUGUGAACGAAUGCAGGAGGCAAUGGCCCUCGCUAAAAGCUGCCUGGAAAAUCGUGAGGCUGGAAAGCAUCUGUACUUCCAUCAGGCCUACUUGACCUGCCUUUACAAAGCCUCACUGCAUGAAAACCUUUACAAAGAGAUGGCAGAGAUAGAUGGCCGUGAUGCAGUGGAAAUAAUCUGUAACACAGAGAGCGUUGAAAAAGAUGAGCUUUUGUUAUCACUGUGUAAAGCCUUCCUUACCCAGCAGCUACACAAUGGAGACAUGUAUUACAUCUGGGACCUGGUGUUUAUCUGGAGCAGACUGUAUCUUAGGGCCCAUCCCUCCAGACAGGGCUUCCUACCUGAGUGCUUGCAGCUCGCUUCCUCUGCUACCAAUGUCCGAGCCAUCUUCCCCUUCAUAAAACUGGUCACUACAGAGCUGGGCAGCGACGGAAUUCAAGUUUGUGUGGAGCUUUGUGCCAGGGCCCUGCAGCUGUGUGACAUGCAGGCUGACACUGUAACCCGGUCACUCGUUUGCAAGACAAUCGCUUUCCUGCUGCCCCAUGACCUGGAGAUCUGUCGAGCGUGUGCCCUGCUUGUCUUUUGCCAGGAACGAAGCCUGGAGGCAUACCGAACUGUCUGCCUGCUUUACAUGCAUCCUGAUCAGGAGCAGCAUCCCCACAACAACCCUGUCCGGACCUGUGUACGCUUUCAUAUUCUUCAGAUGCUAAAGGAGCGCCUUUGUUUUGACCCCGAGUUUUGGAACCUCCUUACCUUGAGAACACACUGUUUAGAGUUGAUGAAUGAUAAAGUUGUGAAGGCCGCUGUUCUCGAUGAGAUGAAAAAGAUAGAGGAGAAGGCAUAUAGUGAAGAACUGUUAAAAAGUAACUGUGUAACUGAGUCAUCCACUCAAGACUUUGUUUCAUGUAACUGCGCUGAAGCUGGAUUUGUGAACCCUCCAGAAGAUCAAACAGUAGAUGGAGAGGUUGCAAAGUGUGUUGCACCGCCAGACAAUGAUUCUCUGAAGAGGAGGAAAUGGAGGAAAAGGCUACGAAGGAGAAAAAAUUCUAGGUCAGAUGAUGAGUUUGACAUAGGUGAUGAUCCAGAAAUAAAAUAUAACCUCAAAUCAACCUCUUUAGGUAAUAAGCCCGUGUACUCACUGAGACGCAAUCACACUAACAAAGAAAAUUCUUCAGUAAAGCUCCCUCUAAAUCGCAAUAGGGAAUACUUGUCUAGAUGUGUUAAGAGCCAGAUUUUGAAAAGAAAAGGUCAAAAGAAAAGGUGGUUGCAAGGUCUUCCAAGACUGGAGCUGGUACAGACAGUUAAAGAGAAAAAGGUCAAAGUUAGAGGGCGAAAACGGGGAAGGAAGCCUUUAUCAAAACUGGAAGUCUCUUACCCUGAUAAUGAAAUAUCCCUUACCAAGGAGGAGUCUGGAUUUGAGAAAAAAAUGGAUACAGAAGACAAAGAGCAGGAUAUGCCUCACGUGAACAGUGAACUGAAAAUGAGUGAACAGAAAGAGAACCAGCUUGGGCUCUUGAAUGAUUGUCAAAAUGAAAAUGGAAAACAUUCUGAUUUGGUUUGUGAAAUUAAGAAUGAUCUGCAAAAAAACAAACUUGAACAGAUGAGUGAUCUGAAAGAAAAUGAAAUUGAGCAGAUGACAGACUUUAAAGAGAAUGGAGAACAUCAUGACUUGGCUUUUGAAAUCAAAGGUGAACAGAGAUUGCAUCAUCUCGAGAAGAUGGAGGACAUGAAGAAAGAAAAUGGGGAACAUAAUGGCCUGGAUUUUUGUAACACUUUAAGGGAAAGUACCCAAGAGGAAUCCCAAACACAGUUGGAAGCCAAGCUUUGUGAAGGUCAAGCUGCUGUUGAUACUAAUGAAGCUGAUCCUGAGUGUGACGGCCCACUAUUAGAGUUAUUGGAUUGUCCAAUAGAACUCUUUCACAGUUACUCCCUGAAUUCCAAGUCACCUGACAGUGAAAAUCCUCAACCUCCAGAAUCUACAGCAUGUGAGGACCUUAAUGGCAGCACUGAAGAGGAGCCCCAUCCAUCAUUUGAAACAGAGUCAGCAAACAGUGAGGUAAAAGUUAAGAGAACAUGGAAGGACAGGGCACUCCGUACUCAACAGUAUUCACAUUUGUCGCACUACUGCAUAUUCUGUCGCAAAGACUACAAAGGCUUGAAUGUUAUGAGGCACGCACUCUCACACCUCAAAAGUAGAAAACUAAGAUGCAUUCUCUGCGGAAAGCGUUUCAAACAGCUUCCUUUUGCCAAAAAGCACAUUCUUGACCAUAUUGAUACAAUGUACAAGCAAAAAUCCUCCGAUAAGGAGCUAUCCACUGAGAAUACUCAAGCUGCUAAUGGACUAAUAGACAAUGUAGGAAAUAAGUGCAAGCCUUGGGAUAAAAAACGGACUUCUGUUUCUGAGGAAGAAACUCUUGGACAGAAACCUGGAAGCAAAACUAGAGUGUCACACCUCAAGAGGGAAGAACGAAUCAUCAGGAACCUCCGCACCCUCAUCAAGAAGACGUCUGUGCUUCACAAAAAAUGCAAAAAACCAAACACAAAUAUAUUCAAACAGAUAGACUUCAAGGAUGAGCAGGUAGCCAUUAGAGACAGCCUGGUGAUUGUAAGUAAUCCAACUGUGAUUGAAGAAGAGGGACAGGAGACACCUGCAGGAGAAAAUGGUUGUGGCACGGACAUCACAUAUCACUUGUGCCCAUCUGAGUCCUGUGAUAGAGUAUUCUUAAGGAUGACCAACACACUCACAAAGCAUGCUAUCAAAUGCCAUAUUACUGAAGACAAGGUGCUAGAGAAGACUUUUGUUUGGGCCAAGCACAAGUGCACCCUCUGCUUCAGGCAGAUACAGUUUCUUCAGCAUUAUAAAGACCACAUGAAGCUCCACAAUACUCAUCUCCCGCACUUCUGCUACCAUCUAGAUUGUAAACAGCGCUUCGCAACACAGCAGGAAUUAAAGGACCAUGUCAAUACCCACCAACCCUUCAGACCUCAGUGCCCAUUCACAGAAUGUGAGAAGCUUUUCUCAAGUUAUCAGGGUCUUUAUGACCACGAAUGGAGGCACUACGUCCCAGCUCCUCAGAAAGAGGAGUUAGAAUUGGGACCCAGCAAACCGAUAAAGGAAAGCGCUGAGGCUCCUUGGAAGCAAAGAGUGAAGGUCGAGGAGAUAUGGCUGCAGAGUAAAAAGCAGCAGGAGAGUCCCACUCGUGAUGGUGAGGCCUCUCAUGUUGAGGAUCUCACGCUAAUCAACAAAACCGAUAGUGAAACUUGUGGAAUAAAUACCCUAAACAAUAAUCUUUUUGAAUCUGAUAACUGUUCAGAGAAAACAGUCACGCAUCAGCACACCCAUGAGACCAAACCAACCAUCAAUGGAUAUGAAGAUGUGAAAAGAAAUGUGUCAGAGGGAUUUAUGACCAUUUCCCACGCUAAUGCUGCUUCAGCAACUUCCGCCAAAAGGUGUCGGAAAAGACCAGUCAUCGAGAUGGACCCCUUAAAUGUCAAAGAUCUCGAGGAUAUUUCUACUUUGUCUGAGGGAGUCCAGCAGAAUAUUUCAGAGCCGCACAUCGCUGAGCACAAAACCUUCAAGCCCGAAGAUCCAUCCUACGCAACUUUUGUCAAGGCACCCUUCAUUCGGCCACCUCCAUCCACCUACCUGGAUGAAUCUGUGCUUUCAAUGCGCAAGAGGAGGUCCAUUGAUGAUGCUCCCAAGAAAAUAGUUUAUUGGAGCCAUAAGAAAAAGAAAGACCCAGACCCAGAAAAGGAGCAGCAGGUGGAGUAUGUGGUCCCCGAGCAGAAGAUCAGACAUCGCUGUGACAAAUGUCUUUCCUCUUACAGUAGCCAGGAGGAAUUACAGAAACACCAAGCCCUCAACACCUGCUCUACACUUUUUGGCUUUGAUUCAGAUGAUGAAAGUUAAUAUUUAGGGGAGUACAAAGAGGAGCUGUAACUGGAAUGGCUGUUCCAAUUCAAUUCAAGCGCCAGAUCACAAUUUAUAUAGUGCUUUGUAGUGUAAGGUAACAAUAAUACAAACUGUUUUCUUUACCUGGCUCAGGAGAGGCCUUUAUGAAAACACUAAAACUCUUUCUUAAUAAUCACUGACAGUGCUUAAUACAAAGGGGGUGUGGAAAAUAUUUCAUAUUUUAGUUUUGAAGGAAUGAUUAUGACAUCUGACUAGAUUUGAGCACAUUGUUUUCCAUGCAAACAGUCUUCAAUACAAAACCAAAUCUGGGAGAAAUUUAUAUACAGUGUUUAUUCACCUGUUUCAAAAGUAUUGGUUAAACUUCUCUGUUGUGAGUCUGAACAAUGUCCUGGACCUAAAGAACCAAACAUGGCUCAACAUACAGUGGUAUGCAAAUAUUUGGGCACCACUGAUAAUUUUAAUGAUUUUCCUUUAUAAAUAAUUGGUUUUUCAGAUCAGCAAUUUCACUGAAAUUGCUGAUCUGAACAACCAAUGCUUUAUAAAGGAAAACUUUUGCAUACCACUGUAGCUGCUCUAGAGGUUGAACAGUGAUUUUGUAAGAAUACUGAGUUAACUGUAUAAAAAACAAAAUUGCAAACACACUAUUCCUGUUAUAAGGUCAUUGUUCCACAGCCAUUCCAAUUUAAAAUGCCUUUUUUUUGUGUGUUUUACAAUGAUUGAUGCUAAAUUUUUCCCAUAUUAAUCUCUCUCACACACAAUCAUACAAAGCAAUAGAACUUGAUACACAGACAUUUGUACAUUUUUUUUUUUCUUUCAUACUGUAUAAAUUUAUUAGCUCAUCCGGCCAAGAAUCAGUGAGCUUUUGGCAUUUAUGGAAUCUGUCAUUGAUCCACCCUUCCACAAUUCACAAGAAUUGCUGCUCCUCUUGCUGUAUUUGUGAGAAUUCAAUCACACUUGCACACAAUGGUCACCUAAUGGGUCUUCACCCACAUUGCACUCAAGGUCACAUUUGUUGUUUAACUGGCAGUAACCCAUGACAUUCGAAUCGUGAGCCGGAGGAGCUACCAUGUUAUUGAUGAUCUGGUUUGUUUUUUUGUUUUUUUUGGUAAUACUUCAUAAUACAUAAUAUGGCCCAUGGCUAAGGCCAUAUUAUGUAUUAUUGAAAUCUAUCCCAAUUUGGGAAGUACACUAAUUGACAGGUACAGUGAAUCUGAAUGAUGGACCCGUCCACUCUGCUUUGAUGUUCAUGGCUUGCAAACUUGUGAGUCUUUAGAGAAUUACUACAACAUACAGGCCAUCAUUGGAAGUGUGUAUUGCAAUGUGUAAAUAACAUGUAAUGCCCUGUAGUCUUCCAUAUGAGGGAUGGACCACUUAGUUUGGGGUAUUGUAGAGCAUGUGAGAGCCUAUUAGAUAUGACAGUAAAGGUGGCUGUCAGAUAGCUGGAUCCUCCUUCAGCCUUUGUACACUGUAAAAUCUGUUUUCUGAAGAAAUCCUCCAAACCCCCAUCAUAAAUGCAGAUUUUAAACUAAGAAAGUCUGUGGGCAGCAAUCAGGAAGGACUGGGGUUGCCUUUAAGUCUUCUUUUGUUGUGGUCUGGCAACAAUUGUGUACUCAUUAAGGCCAUGGCCAAAACGUUUGAAACAAUGUAAAUCUGCCUUCAUACUGUCAAACGUUCUGUACAGCGUAUGCAUUAUUCACAAUCUAGUGCCAAGACUGAAGCAGUGUUCACACUGUAGAAAGACACAAUGUAAGUAAUACAGUACCAGCUUGCUUGAAAGUUUAUUUUUUAAGUUGGUUUAUCCAAUGAUUGUGUAUUUCUUUAUGUAGUAUUUCACAUUGGUUAUGUAUGAACCUUUCAGAUCUGUUUAAUACCUUUUUGAUGUAAUGUUUAUAUGAGACGGUGCACUUAAACCUGCUUAUUUAUAUGUACAAAUGUCAAUAGAUUGGAUUUGUAAAGGUAUUGAUUCCCCAUCUAUUUUUCUUAAAGAAAAAAGUGAUUACAUUUGUUUGAAUAAACAAACUA